AUGGCCGCUUCGGACUCGCGACGCGAGCGGCGCAGGAAAGGGAAGGAGCGCAUCUCGGGGCAGCCUAAGUCGCCGUAUAUGGAAGAUGCGCAAGAGGAGGGGGAUGCGGCACAGAGUGACAAGGCAACGCCCGGAGAAGAACCCACCACCCCAACGGGCUCGCUGGAGCGCACCAUUUUUCAAUUGCGCCCCCAGUCAGGAUUAGCGCAGACCACCGAGGGACCUCAGGGAGACAACAGCGCAGUUCCAACGGCUUCGAAGAAGAAGGGAAAGAGCAAGGCUAAACCUGGCUCCUCCUCGCAGGCUGCAGAAGCGGGCCACACACUUUCGUUGUCCGGAGUGUCGAUACAGACGAACAUCCCAAUGCCCCCAACCGAGUUGGAGAGACAGCGAAACGAAAUUCUAAAACACAUUGCGGAAGAGCGAAGAGAAGGCCGCUUGCCUCUCCUGCAAACGGACGGCGCUGGAGCUGCAGUCCCAGUCCAGUCAUUGCCUCGUCGCAAGCCGUUGGUGAUCGAUCUGAACGACGCUAAGAAGGUCCCAACCCUCUCUGCAUUGAUCAACAUAGGCCUAGACAAUGAAGAGCCCACCAGGACUCAUGACGAGGAAACAGAGCAUCCUCGACCCGGCGCGGAUACGACGAGAACUUCGGCGCCGGUGCGAAUUUCGCCCCGUUCACGUUCGCUACUCCUAAAGCACCUCGACGACGCCGACGGAGUGCCAUCGUACCCUGUGCUGAUCAACAAGGAAGACCAGGCUGAAGAGUCUUUGAUAGUCCAGAAUGAGGAAUCAGAACAUGCUCAGCCUGAUACAGCUCCGAUAGAGCAGUCUACUUCCACCACGCUCGCAUACCCAACGGUUGUCUCCGCUGAGCCGGAUCGAACGUUUCCGGAUCCGACAUCCCCCGAAUCCGACAGAGAAGUCCCCGCGUCAGAUACAGACGACGACAAGACUAUCAUUGAUAGAGAGUUUCAGCACGCCAAAGAGGAAUGGUUCCGAGUACGAAAGCGUCCACUGACACCGCGCCACGCCCGACACCGUCGCAUCGUCUCAACCGACUCCGCCGUCAAGCCCGUGCCCAAGCGCUCUGUUCCGAUUAAGAAUCGCCGCGUAACCAACGACGGGAUAGUUGAGUUCAAGGCCAAGGCCGAUGCCGGUGCCUCGAAGGAACAUUCUUCAAUGGCACCGCCAGAGAAACCAUCUAGGAGGAAGAUCUCUGUGGCCAUACCAGUGAAGGUCCAACCAGCGCAGCCACCUCUCCCAACGCCGCUCUCAGCCUCCACCCUCGUCAACGAAGUACCACCCGAGACCGAAAAAGAAGAACGAGAGCUAGAAUACAAGCACCGCCACACUUUUAUUGGCACCGCCUCGCUCGACGACUUCCUCGAACUGCUCGAGCUCUCCUCAGCCCACACCACGACUAAACGCCAAGUCGCGAAGGCCUUCGUCCUGCUCGCCGCCGCAGAGCAGGUCCAGGCGCGCCAGUCCUCCACCUCGGGGAGCGGCUGGGAACUGGUGGCGCGCAUCACGCCGGAUAUCGCUCCUGGGUACGCUGACUACUUGAACCAGGCGCACGUCAAGCUAGGUUCUAUCUCGCUGUGUCAGUUUCUAGAGUUGGUGCGGUGGGAUGAGAAGGAGGAGGUGGCGGCUUUGAGCGUGGUGGAGGCGUUUUGCGCGGCGAGUCAUAUUGACCGGGGUGUUGUGGCGGGGACGAGGUCGAAGGCGAGGGCGUUUAGGAGCUGGAUGGUGAAGCAGGAGAAGGAGUGUUGA
Trematosphaeria pertusa is the source of this 1770-nucleotide messenger RNA. RefSeq lists its product as uncharacterized. NCBI's taxonomy places the organism in Eukaryota, Fungi, Ascomycota, Dothideomycetes, Pleosporales, Trematosphaeriaceae. The transcript has 2 exons. The coding region runs from base 1 to 1770 and encodes 589 amino acids. The record is from RefSeq and is a predicted model, not a curated record.